AUGUCAGAGAUACAAAGUAGAGAUGAAGAAGGUGAUACUUUGGUUAGCUUAGGUAAUGGGCAAUCUCAGUACGUAAAACUGAAUGUUGGUGGAGCGCUUUUCCAAACCACUUUGACUACUUUGCUGAAGCAUGAUACGAUGCUGCGUGCUAUGUUUUCCGGGAGGAUGGAAGUUUUGAAAGACAUCGAUGGUUGGGUAAUGAUUGACCGUUCUGGAAAACACUUUGGAACCAUCCUCAAUUUCCUCAGAGAUGGAAAUGUACCAUUACCAGAAUGUCGGGUUGAAACCCUGGAAAUCCUUGCCGAGGCAAAGUAUUAUCUUAUUCAGGAUCUUGUUAUACUUUGCCAAAAUUGGUUAAAUGUGUUGCGUAAAGAUGAGGAUGGACCUAUAGGAACUUGCAAGGUCCCAGUACUGAGUACUAAAAAGGACUGUGAUGCGGUUAUUGCGGGUUCUUCAAAGCCUGUUAUCAAAUUGCUGAUGAAUCGUCAUAAUAACAAAUUUUCCUACACCUCUCAGUCUGACGACAACAUGUUAAAAAAUUUGGAGUUAUUCGACCGAUUGGUUGUGCGCUUUGCAAACAGAGUUUUGUUUAUAAAGGACGUCGGAGUUGAAAAUGCCGAAAUAUGCCAGUGGAGUUUUUUCGGGCAAGGGAGGAAACAAGCAGAGGUCUGUUGCACUUCCAUCGUUUAUGCCACAGAUAAGAAGCAUACUAAAGUGGAGUUUCCUGAGGCACGAAUUUUAGAAGAGGCAAUGAAUGUUCUACUCUUCGAAGAAAGGAAUGUGUGCUCUAGAUGUGGUAGGGAGAAAGGUCGUUGUUCUCCCGUCGGGAUCUCUGCCCAGCUUCAGCUUCCACCCAUUACGUAUUCUAGUCACAGCGCGUCUGUUUCGCCCCAACUAACGCCAUCUCCUUUGAACAGCGAAGCAGGGUUACAGCCCGGCACCGUGUUUGAUGAUCGGAGACGAAUUGACUGA
Messenger RNA from Enterobius vermicularis (human pinworm), 972 nucleotides. NCBI's taxonomy places the organism in Eukaryota, Metazoa, Nematoda, Chromadorea, Rhabditida, Oxyuridae. The record is from the annotation of a GenBank genome assembly.